Molecule: messenger RNA, 1566 nt
Organism: Lycium barbarum (goji berry)
Lineage: Eukaryota; Viridiplantae; Streptophyta; Magnoliopsida; Solanales; Solanaceae
Product: serine/threonine-protein kinase SRK2A
Exons: 9
Coding region: 446-1378 (310 amino acids)
Biological process (GO): intracellular signal transduction; protein phosphorylation
Molecular function (GO): ATP binding; protein serine/threonine kinase activity
Source: RefSeq, a predicted model, not a curated record
AGACAUAAGGGUAUAAUUAACCCCAUAGUAUAACGGUAAGGGUAUAAUUGGCCCUAAAGUAUAACGAAGGAUAUGGAUGAACUAUUUCCCAAAGUUCAGGGGUAAUUUUGGCCCUUUUCCGAUAAAUAAAUCAGUAUUACUACCAAAUAAAACGAAUUAAUUAAGAAAAUAAGAAGUAAAAUAUAUUCUACUACCAUAAAUAGCCAAAGAUACUUCCAUAAUGGAAAUAAGACUUUAACGCACGAGCUUUCAAUAAAUAAAAUAUUCUUCAUUCAUUCCUCUUUCACUUUUUUCUCUCACCAUUAUUCACUUCUGUCCUUGUUAUUCCUUGUGGUUUUGAAGCUAAGUUUUGGUGGAUUUUUUCUCGUUUUGAAUUAAGGGAUUUUGUUUGUUGUUCUUUUUUUUUUCUUCAUAUAUAUAUAUAUAUAUAUAAAAGGAUAAGAAGAUGGAAAAAUACGAGCUUGUGAAAGAUAUAGGGUCUGGUAAUUUUGGUGUUGCAAGGCUCACGAGGAACAAGGAGACCAAAGAGCUUGUGGCAAUGAAAUACAUUGAGAGAGGACAUAAGAUUGAUGAGAAUGUAGCAAGAGAGAUUAUUAAUCAUAAAUCACUUCGGCAUCCAAACAUAAUUCGCUUCAAGGAGGUGGUAUUAACUCCCACUCAUCUUUCCAUUGUUAUGGAAUAUGCAGCUGGUGGAGAACUAUUUGAGCGCAUUUGCAAUGCAGGAAGGUUCAGUGAAGAUGAGGCUAGAUACUUUUUCCAACAGCUUAUUUCAGGAGUCCACUACUGUCACAACAUGCAUUUAUGCCAUAGAGAUCUGAAGCUGGAGAAUACCCUUCUUGAUGGAAGUGCAGCUCCACGCUUGAAGAUAUGUGAUUUUGGAUACUCAAAGUCAUCCCUGUUGCAUUCAAGGUCAAAAUCAACUGUUGGGACUCCAGCUUAUAUUGCUCCAGAGGUCCUCUCCAGAAGGGAAUAUGAUGGCAAGCUGGCUGAUGUUUGGUCAUGCGGGGUGACACUUUACGUGAUGCUUGUUGGGGCAUACCCUUUUGAAGACCAGGAGGAUAACUUUAGGCAAACUAUUCAACGAAUAAUGGCGGUACAGUACAAGAUUCCGGACCAUGUUCACAUAUCGCAAGAUUGUAGGGACCUUCUGUCUCGCAUAUUUGUUGCCAAUUCAGCAAGGAGAAUCACAAUAAAAGAAAUCAAGUCCCAUCCAUGGUUUUUGAAGAAUUUGCCUAUGGAAUUGACAGAAGCAGCACAGGCAGCUUAUUAUAGAAAAGAAAACCCGGCACUUUCGCUUCAGAGUGUGGAGGAGAUCAUGAAAAUUGUGGAAGAAGCAAAGACCCCUCCUCCAGUUUCAGGUUUUGGCUGGGGAGGUUGAACCCGACUUAGCAUAACAUUCAAUUCUGAUGGUUGGCAUUUGAAUUGUUAAGUUAUCAUUAUGCCCAUCAAAAUUUGGACGACUAUUUUACCUUUCAUUUAAACACUACUCUUAUAAUAUUUUUGAACUUUGUAUAUAUUAAUGAUAAGAUACAUUAAUGGUCAUAGAUUUUAAAUACAAUGAGGAAA